Diaporthe amygdali is the source of this 1959-nucleotide messenger RNA. RefSeq lists its product as uncharacterized. The transcript has 2 exons. Lineage: Eukaryota; Fungi; Ascomycota; Sordariomycetes; Diaporthales; Diaporthaceae. Gene Ontology annotation, cellular component: mitotic spindle pole body; nuclear inner membrane; chromosome, centromeric core domain. Bases 1 to 1959 code for a protein of 652 amino acids. The record is from RefSeq and is a predicted model, not a curated record. Gene Ontology annotation, biological process: nuclear inner membrane organization.
AUGGCACCCCAGUCCAGAAAGCUCAACAAGCCCUUAACUUGCUUUUAUUGCAAUCGCAAGUCCUCGACUCGGUACGAUGGCUCCAUGAGCCGCUUCGAGUGCCACAACUGCAAUGCGACCAACCAUCUUGACGCUAUCGCAAUCAAGAAAGGUGAUAUCACCGAUGUUCCUGCUUCGAAAUCCAGUUCCGUGGCCGAGCCAGCCCAGUUUGCGAUCCGUCGAGAUCUCUCCCCGACAUCCAGCCGAGUCUUUUGCGACAAAUGUCUGCAGAACCAACACCUAUUCAUAUCCUCUUUGGCUCAGUACUUCCCCGAGGAUCCUGACGAUCCUGAAUACGCCAUUCGCGAGAAGGGAUAUUACAAAUUCUACAAGGGUCUCAUGACGCGGUAUCCCCAAUGCUGCGCCCAGUGCGAGCCCAAGGUUCGCGAACAACUCGAUAAGGCAGCGUACACGGCGAAGACGGACCAUCUGCGACGUAUGCUUGAUAGGACCGCCAAGAUCAGAGUAAUCACCACCAAAUCGCCUCUCUACUACUGUCAUUCGGUAGGCAAGUGGCUGUGGUUUGCCUCGCUUGUGUUCCAGCUACUGUGGCACGUAUGCCUCGUCAGCCAAGGACUCGCCGCUCAAAGCAACCGAACAAACGACAGGUCAUGGUUGAUGCUUUCCGCCAGGGUUGUUGCCCUCUUCGCCGGCUACCUUCCUCCUACAAACCAACUUCUGAAAUGGAGCUUCUGGACAUCUGCCGUGAGCAUCUGGUGGAAUCCCAAAUGGGUUGAUACCUUCAAGAGCAACACUAAACACUUGGUUGGCUUUGAUAACUACUAUCGCUACCAAGCCUUGAUCUUUGCGCUCAAGCUUGCCGCAACUCUAUUGGUCUCACAAUUGUCAGACUUGCAUGGACCACGAAUGGCAGCCCGGGCAACAGCGCACGCCUCGAUGGCCGUGUCCAUGCUAUACUUGUAUGGCACUGCCCGCAAGUCAAUUCGCGUCGAUCAUACCCCUUUGUGGACUAGCAAGGCCAACAGCAUCGGAGCGACUCCAGCGCCUCUGCCACCUGUUGCGCAGACCGAGUCACGACAAAACGAGGAGAAGAGCAUGGCAACCAUUCUUGACGAGAUUCUUCACGAGCCCACCCAAAACACUCAGCCUCAGUCUGAGUCGCUUAUGUCGCAGUUCUCUAGAACCGAAGAGCUGGAUCGCGUGCCAUCUAUUUCAUAUAAGAGCUCGUAUGAUCCCGCCUCACGUCCCUUGACUCCCAACCCUUUUGCGAACCUACCUAGUCAGCGGCCUCAAAGCUCUGGUGUUGGUCUCUCCAGCCUGAGCCUUUCCGACACGCCCCGUGCAUGGAAUCAAGAGUCGGUCGACUAUUCCCCAAACAUGGAUUGGUCGCCUACCCAGUCCAAAUACCGAGCGUUCAAUACCUAUAAGCCAGGCCAGUCCGAGAGCAGAAAGUUCGGCGAGACGCCUACCCACGAGAAAGCGGGUGCAUUCUGGGCCAGAGUCCCACCGGCGCCCAAGACCCCUGCGCAGCGCUUUCUCAGCCAACCGAACACGACACUUCUGAGAAGGAGCCCUCGACUUUCGCAGAACACGAUCGCGUUCCAGGGCACCAAUGAGAGCACGUUCGGCCAGCCGCAAGUAGACGCUCGCCCAGCGACGAUAUUUGCGGAGCCUACUUUCCGGCCUGCGCCACCGAGAGAUGAGCGCGACGACCUCUUGGAGAAGUUCAGCCAGAGCUUCAAGCUCGAGUCGGAAAAUAUAUUAGAAAAUACAGCAAGCGAACAACGCCAGGGCCGCGAGAAUGUGCCGUCGCCAGCCAAGCCCCAGCCCAGCACUCUGUCCGCACUUAAACAGGCUUUCUUGCUCUUGGUGUGUAGUGUUUUUAUUGCUGUAUUAGCUGGGCGGGCCUAUAAGGACUUUGGAUACCUGUGGAAGCUUAUAUCUAUCCAGGGAAGAUGA